UAUAAAUUAUAAAUAUAGUUAUUGAUAUAAACUAGAUUUUUUUAAUGAUCUGAUAGUAUUAAACGAGUAUGGCUUACUUUUUGGGCCAAAACGUUGUUAAUUAUGUGUGUGGGUGUGGAAUUUUAAAACCUAUCACCAAGAUAUACUUUUGUAGGCACUGUUUGAAAAUUAGGUGCGGAUUUUGUGUCUACCAUGAGGUGGAUUCCUAUUACUGUGUAAACUGUCUGGAGAAUAUUCCUUCCUCAGAAGCUCGUCUCCGAAAGCACAAAUGUGGAAAUUGUUUCAACUGUCCUUGUUGCUUCCAUACAUUGGCCACGAGGGCUACAAAUGUUGCAUUGCCAGUGAAAGCUGAUGAUGAACGAAAGGAUGCCAAACCUAUUACCAGGAAGAUGUACUAUUUUGCUUGCUUUUCUUGUCGGUGGACUUCUAGGGAUGUUGGGAUACCUGACCAAACUGUUGCUAGUGGAGCCUGGCCUGAUAGAGAAAAUGUGCACUCAAAUAGAAUCGUGGCUCUUCAAGAGUACUUCACAACGCUUGUGAUAAAAGAUAAAAUUGCAAAGCAAGAGAUGCUGAAGAAAAAGCACAAUGCUAGGAGCAAAUUCACCACUUUAACAGAUAAAACCGGUUUAACAGCAGCUAUUAUUCGCAAGCAAGUCGGUCUACCUUCCGAUAUAUCCAUACCGAGCAGUGCUUUUCAUUCAAGUAAUAAACCAACAAUUGUUCCUGCUGUCGCUUCCGAAGACGUUGAUGAUCUUCCUGAUGAUAUAUUUACAACUCCACUGAAUUUGAUGGAAGUUACUACUGUAGAGCAAAGAUUAUUUCAACCAGAUAAUCAAGCAGCAUCUGUCACCGGAUUGUUCCCACAACAUAAACUAUUAUCAAUCAAACAGUCUCUGAGGUGUCGUCAAUGCGAGCAUAAUGUUAUCAAACCAGAGUACAAUCCGAGUUCUAUCAAGUUUAAAAUCAAUCUAUUGGCAUGUUAUCACGUACCAGAGUUGCGCCUGAUUUCAUGCGAAGCCCUAAAACCUGGACAAAGUUCUAAAAUUAUACUAAAGCUGACAAAUCCAACGCAUAAUGAAAUGUUAAUCAGUUUUCUAUCUGUUGAUUUCGAAUGUCCGGAACCAGGAACCAAGAGUGACAAAAAAUCCGGAG
Molecule: messenger RNA, 1152 nt
Organism: Ctenocephalides felis (cat flea)
Lineage: Eukaryota; Metazoa; Arthropoda; Insecta; Siphonaptera; Pulicidae
Product: dynactin subunit 4-like
Cellular component (GO): dynactin complex
Source: RefSeq, a predicted model, not a curated record